AUGGCGUCCUCACAGAACGAGAGCCUGGCGGCGAACUGGAAAUGCUUGCUGGCUUGCCUGCUCAUUGCAAUGGGACCGUUUCAAUAUGGUGUCGACUUCGGUCUUAUUGCUGGUAUUCAAGCCAUGGUGGGCUUCAACCAGGUCUUCGGCCACAAAGAUCCGCUGUCUCCGACCGGAUGGAACCUGAGUCCGGUUACCCAACAACUAAUCUCGUCUUUCAUGACCAUCGGUGCGGUCCUUGGUUGUGGUUUCGUUGGCCCUCUGUCGACCAAAUUAGGAAGAAAGCAAUGUGUCUGGCUCGCAGUUGUAUGGUGCUACGUGAGCGAUGCCAUCAUGAUGGGCACCACCAACGUUGCCGCUCUAUACGUUGGACGUAUCUUGAUCGGUAUUGCAAAUGGCUGGUUCAUGACCUUCCCCCAGCUGUACCUUCAAGAAGUCGCCCCAGCACACCUUCGUGGGUUUGUCUACGUCUUCUUCCAGUUUUGGGUCGCACUGGGCUCCCUGAUUGGCAAUAUCGUUGACAACUUCACCGAGACCAAGCCCGGCAGACAGUCCUACCUCAUACCGCUGGGCAUCAUCUACAUCGUCCCACUCAUCCUCGGAGUUGGUAUCAUCUUUAUACCGGAGUCGCCACGUUGGCUAUUGACCCAUGGCCGAAGAGAAGAAGCCCGCAAGGCCCUCUUGUGGCUAAGGCCCGAGGGCACCAACGUCGAUGCCGAACUGUUGGCCGUCGAGACUGCGCAUAAUCUCGAGAUGGAGAGCAACAGCAAUGCAUCGUGGACCGACAUCUUCACCAACAAGAUCGAGCGGCGUCGGACUCUACUCUCGCUCGGCUCCCUCACUCUCCUGUCCGCCCCUGGCGCCAUGUUUAUGAUCAUGUACGGAACCUACUUCUUCCAAAUGGCCGGAGUCGGCAAGCCCUUCGAGGACAGCUGCAUCCUUUCUGCCUUGUCCGUGGUCGGAAUUCUUGCCUCUUCCCUCGUCGUGACUCGCCUGGGCCGGAGGACCAUCCUGAUGUCCGGCAUGGUCAUCUGCGGGAUCAUGCAGCUCAUCCAAGCCUGCGUGUACAAGGCUCAGCCCACCGCCUCCUCGACAGGUAAGGUCAUUGUCGCCAUGAACAUCAUCUACAUGUUCUUCUACAACGCUUGCUUGGCCGCCUACGCGUGGCUGGUCGGCGGCGAGAUGCCCAGCCUGCGAUUGAGGUCCUUUGUCUUUGGCCUGGCUGGCGUCGUGGGUUUCUUCUGGCCGUGGCUCAGCGUCUUCACCGCGCCGUACUUCAUCAACCCAGACAGUCUGAACUGGGGUCCCAAAUAUGGGUUCAUUUGGUUCCCAAGCGCGAUGGUAGCCACCGUUUGGAUCUAUUUUUUCCUUCCCGAGGUCAAGGACCGUACUCUCGAAGAAAUCGACGAGAUGUUCCAAGCCAAUCUCGCCGCCCGCAAGUUCAAAGGCUACGUCUGUACCAGCACCACUUUUGGUGUACAGCAGAAAUUUGUGGGGGAGAAGGGUGAUCUUGAGGUUUCGGCGAUAGAGGUGGAGGCGGUUGAGCAUGCUGCUCCGCCGCAUACGUGGGAGUAG
Molecule: messenger RNA, 1575 nt
Organism: Fonsecaea multimorphosa CBS 102226
Lineage: Eukaryota; Fungi; Ascomycota; Eurotiomycetes; Chaetothyriales; Herpotrichiellaceae
Exons: 8
Coding region: 1-1575 (524 amino acids)
Biological process (GO): carbohydrate transport; transmembrane transport
Cellular component (GO): membrane
Molecular function (GO): carbohydrate:proton symporter activity
Source: RefSeq, a predicted model, not a curated record